AAACAUAUUGGAACUUGGUUUAGGUUUCAUUAUGUAGAUAUUUGUUAAAGUUUUCCGUGUUUUACACUUGUUUUGGCAGCCAGAAUGUAAAAGUAAAAAGUUCAAAUCAACCGCCAUAUACUCAUCCCUAAUACAAUCGAUCAUUUUGGGGUCGACAAACAAUUAAAGUUAAACAAAUACUAUGACUCAUACACAAAAAGUUAACGAAAUCCACAAAAAUGUCGCGAAUUUACUGCGGCUACAACCCGCCGCCUCCCGGUUUCAAGACCUUCUUCUCGGAAAAGUAUGAGGACCGCCUGAAGCGGCUUCCCGGCUUCGGAAAAAUGCGAAAAUCCUGGGAUUCCCACAGGCGGCCAACGCUCAUUUUGCUCCAUGUAUUUGCCGAUGACUUUGGAGCCCUGGAGAAGUGGAUGGAGAUGGCUUACCAGGUGGCAGACCCCGAUGAUCUCGGUCAGCUGAUGGACUUUUACGUGGACGAUAUGUGGGCGGCGUAUAUAUUCAACGAGGAGGAGUUCAGCUUCUUCCGUAGCGAUGAAGGGUGCUUUGUGGACGGGCCCCCGCUGAUUUACGGGGUGACUGCCUCGGGCGAAGUGUUCUUCUUUGGCGAGUUCUCAGGACCCAAAGCCCCAGAUGUGGAAAGUCUGAAGGUAUUCUGCAGGCAGGUGAUAGAGGGAAAUGUGGAGGAACCCAUUAGCCGGAAGUCCCAAGUGGAACAUAUAGACCUGGCCCAUUGGAACGAACUGAUUUACGCCUCCGAUGAAGAUGUAGCAGUGUUAUUUUACAAUUCCCUGCAGAAUGGCACACAGGCGAACGAUGCCAUAAUGCAGAGUCUAAGCAGACUUGGUGAUUGCCUUAAGCAGGAGGCAGUGCGUCUGUACAAGAUGGACCUACAGGGAGGGAGUGCCCCCAAAAAGUUCAGCGUGGAGACGACACCUGCCUUCUUCUUCCUAAAAGGGGUCCAAAAGCAGAAUCCCAUCCAGUGCAAAUAUAAGCUAGGCCCAUUUACUAUGCUAAGAUUCGUGGCCGAAACUGCCAGCCAGGAGCUGAACUAUUAUAACCGACUUGGUCACCGUAGGCUCCAUGCGGAACUGCUCGCCCACAUGAAGGAAUAUUUUGAUUUGAGGAGCAAUAAGCAAGGGUUUUUUAUGUGAAUGUUUCCUCUGACGCGUUGGGUUUAUAUAAAUUCAAAUAUUUUGCGCCAAAUAUAUCUAUCGCCCGAGAACAGGGAUGAUUUGUUUAAAGGUUUUUUUUUAUCGAAAUGCUGAAAUUAACAACAAAUAGCUUAAAAGACAAUAAAAUUGCCGUUUUCUUGGACCACAGAAAACUAAUUGA
Drosophila kikkawai is the source of this 1332-nucleotide messenger RNA. RefSeq lists its product as uncharacterized. The record is from RefSeq and is a predicted model, not a curated record. Lineage: Eukaryota; Metazoa; Arthropoda; Insecta; Diptera; Drosophilidae.